AUGGGACCAAGAACAAGUUCUGCCAGACCCAACGUUGUUUUCCUGAAUAUGCUGUUUUUCGAACCAAGAAAGCGGAUAGUCACUAAAGACGACCUUGCCAAGUGGGAGGCGUCGAAAACCCACGAGGACAUUUUGUCGUUUAUCGUGGAUCUCCAGAACUCAGUGGAGGGCUUGACCAACCAGGCCAAAGUGGAUGAAAGCGAUACGAUAAAGGACUUGGUGGCGAAGUUGGAUGUUGUGAUUGGGUUGGUGGAAAAGCAUCCUGUUGUGAAGGAGAAAGAUAUCUCGAGGUUUGGAAAGAGCGAGUUCUGUGACUUCUAUGAUGAGAUCAAGAGAGAGGGUCCUACUAUAUUGGCUAGUCUUGUGCCAGAGGAUAAGACUGGCGCUGUGGUGGAGCUUUCAAGGUACUUUGGAGAGUCGUGGGGUGAUAGAACACGUAUCGACUACGGGCUGGGCCACGAGUUGAACUUUUUAUGUUUCUUCUAUUGUCUACACAAGCUAGGCGUGAUUACCAAGGACGACUACCCUGCACUUGUGCUUAGGGUGUUUUGCAAAUACAUCAGCAUCAUGAGACAGCUUCAGAAAACGUAUUGGCUUGAGCCUGCGGGCUCGCAUGGUGUUUGGGGUCUUGACGACUACCACUUCUUGCCAUUCUUAUUUGGCGCGUCUCAGCUAGCGCCUCAUCCGCAUAUGAAGCCCAAGUCUAUCCAUAACAAGGAGAUGGUGGAGAGUUUCUGGGAACAGUACAUGUACUUUGAGUGCAUUCACUUCAUCAACUCCAUCAAGACAGUUCCAGGUUGGGAUGGAAACACACAGGCCAGUCUCAGAUGGCACUCGCCAAUGUUGGAUGAUAUUCUGUCUGCCAAGUCAUGGGCUAAGAUUAAAGAGGGCAUGAUUAAAAUGUACAAGGCCGAGGUGCUCGGCAAAUUGCCCAUUAUCCAGCAUUUCAUGUUUGGAAGUAUCAUCCAGUGUCCUGAAGACGUGCCAGAACACUCUGAGGAGGAGUCGGAAAGCGAAUGUGGCCAUGUCCAUAACCACCUAGAUACGAGAAACACUUGGGGAGACUGUUGCGGUAUUAAGAUCCCCAGUGCCAUUGCUGCUUCACAAAUGAUCGAAAGAAACGCAAAGUCCAAGCCUGUGCCUUUUGAUUAA
Molecule: messenger RNA, 1152 nt
Organism: Candidozyma haemuli
Lineage: Eukaryota; Fungi; Ascomycota; Pichiomycetes; Serinales; Metschnikowiaceae
Product: peptidylprolyl isomerase
Exons: 1
Coding region: 1-1152 (383 amino acids)
Biological process (GO): mitotic spindle organization
Cellular component (GO): nucleus; protein phosphatase type 2A complex; cytoplasm
Molecular function (GO): protein tyrosine phosphatase activator activity; peptidyl-prolyl cis-trans isomerase activity
Source: RefSeq, a predicted model, not a curated record